Gopherus flavomarginatus (Mexican gopher tortoise) is the source of this 4105-nucleotide messenger RNA. Its product is annotated as zinc finger protein 773-like. NCBI's taxonomy places the organism in Eukaryota, Metazoa, Chordata, Testudines, Testudinidae. Gene Ontology annotation, cellular component: nucleus. The transcript is spliced from 7 exons. Bases 67 to 1965 code for a protein of 632 amino acids. The record is from RefSeq and is a predicted model, not a curated record. Gene Ontology annotation, molecular function: DNA-binding transcription factor activity, RNA polymerase II-specific; RNA polymerase II cis-regulatory region sequence-specific DNA binding. Gene Ontology annotation, biological process: central nervous system development; regulation of transcription by RNA polymerase II.
GUGUAUUCCCCCAGAGAAGAGGGGGCUCUGCUGGACCCCAUUCAGAGAGCCCUCUACAGGGAUGUCAUGCAGGAGAAGUAUGAGAAUGUGACUUCGCUGGAGUUUCCAGUUUCCAAACCUAAUGUCAUUUUGCAGCUGGAACGAGGGGAAGAGCCGUGGGUCCCAGAUCUCCAAGUCUCUGAGAAAGAAGUGCUCCCGAGAGCUGCCUACACAGGUGAUGGGAUGGUGAGUGAUAACGAGGAGGAGAAACCCCAGCAGGAAGAUGCUGAGCAAGUAGAAGCACAUGGGACAUUAUCAGGAAGAUCCAAAGGGAAUGUUUCCAGGAUUUGUGCACGCCCAGAAAAAGCAAAAGCCUGUGAGACUGAGCAGAGGCCAGAGGAAAACUUCAGUAGCUUCUCAGACCUUAUUUCAAGUGAUAGAAUCAACUUGGAAGACACACGUUACACAUGCCAUGAGUGCGGGAAACGCUUCAAUUGGCACUCACACCUUAUCAUACAUCGUAGAAUCCACACUGGUGAGAGACCUUAUGGAUGCUCUGAGUGUGGGAAAUGCUUCGCUAAUAGUUCAACCCUCAUCUCACAUCAGCGAAUCCACACAGGAGAGAAGCCCUACACAUGCUCAGAGUGCGGGAAAAGCUUCAGUCAGAGCUCUGCCCUUAUCAAACAUCGGAGAAUCCACGCCAGGGAGAAGCCCUACAUGUGCCCUGAGUGCGGGAAAAGCUUCAGUCAGCGCUCACACCUUAUCACACAUCAGAGAAUCGACAUAGGCUGCGGAAUAAUGUCCAUGUUUCGCUCCAGUUCAUCUCGCCCUCUCGUUGGACAAGGGAGAGAGAUGGCUGCAGAGGAGCCACUUCAGGGGCCGGUGACCUUCGAGGAGGUGGCUGUGUAUUUCACCAGGGAAGAGGGGGCUCUGCUGGACCCCACUCAGAGAGCCCUCUACAGGGAUGUCAUGCAGGAGAACUAUGAGAAUGUGACCUCUCUGGGGUUUCCAGUUUCCAAACCUCAUAUAAUCUCCCAGCUGGAACAAGGAGAAGAGCCAUGGGUCCCAGACCUCCAUGGUUCAGAGGAAAGACAGAUCCUGAGAGCUCCCCGCACAGCAGGUGAUGCAAUGGUAGGUGAGAAAGAGGAGCAGAAUUUUCAGCAGGAAAAUGUUGAGCAAGUGGAUAAACACAGAGCAUUUUCGCAAAGAUCGAAAAGGAAUGUGUCCAGGAGUCAUGAGCAGGGAAACUCCUGGGAGAGUCAGCACAGACCAGAAAGAGAGCAGGGAAACCAGCCAGGAGAGAGAAUGGGUAAAUUUAUUUUCUGUUGGGGAACUCAGAAGAGCCGCAAGGAAAUCACAGCACAGCAGGAAAUCCUCAUGGGAAAGAGGAAAAAUACAUGCUGUGAGUGUGGGAAAAGCUUCUCUAGCAGCUCGGCCCUUUCUCAACAUCAGAGAGUCCACACAGGGGAGAGGCCCUAUGAAUGCCGUGAGUGUGGGAAAACCUUCACUCAGAGAUCAGGCCUUUCUGAACAUCAGAGAAUCCACACAGGGGAGAGGCUCUGUGAAUGCCGUGAGUGUGGGAAAACCUUCACUCACAGAUCAGGCCUUUCUCAACAUCAGAGAAUCCACACAGGGGAGAGGCCUUUUGAAUGCCGUGAGUGUGGCAAAACCUUCAGUCAGAGCUCAGUCCUUUCUAAACAUCAGAGAAUCCACACAGGGGAGAGGCCCUAUGAAUGCCGUGUGUGUGGGAAACGCUUCACUGAAAGAUCAACCCUUUCUAAACAUCAGAGAAUCCACACAGGCGAGAGGCCUUUUGAAUGCAGUGAGUGUGGGAAAACCUUCACUCACAGAUCAGGCCUUUCUCAACAUCAGAGAAUCCACACAGGGGAGAGGCCUUUUGAAUGCAGUGAGUGUGGGAAAACCUUCAAUCACAGCUCAGUCCUUUCUAAACAUCAGAGAAUCCACCAGACGGGAGAGACCCUGUGAAUGCCGUGAGUGUGGGGAAAAACUUCAUUCACUGCCCACAGCUUGUUAGCCAUCAGAGAAUCCACACAGGUAUGCGACCCAAUGGAAGCAGUGAAUGUGGGAAAACCUUAUUUUGCCACUGAGCCCAUGUGAGCCAUCAGAGAAUCUGCAAACGCUAUAAAAACCUCUAGGGCUAUCAAUACUUUAAUACUUUUCCUGAUUCCCACAGAGCAACUUUUAAAAGCUGUUUGAACUGCUUGAAGCACCGAUAUCCCUCAGUUUGUCCAGAUGAGUGGCCCAGUUUUGCAUUUUGCAGUUUGACUCUUUGAGGUGGACCCAUUUGUCCUUUUUAUCAACUCCAUUCUCCCAUGAGUAAUUUGAGUGUGUCCUUCUCACAAGAAACAAGGGAGCAUCACAUUUAUACCAUUCCUCCUAUUGCAGAGUUAUUGUUAGAGUCACUAGUGAUGCAGAUUGUAUCAUUGCCAGUUAUUCUCACGUUGCUUUGGGGUUGUGCUGAAGAGCAGUUAUCAUGGGAACUUUCCAAAUUAUAUUUAAAUGAAGAGGAGCAAGGGCAGGAAAAAAAGUGUCAUUUCAGCCUCUGUGAUACUGGAAGGAAAUGUAAAAAGCGGCAGAGUCCUGUGGCACCUUAUAGACUAAAAAACGUUUUGGAGCAUAAGCAAUAUACAAAAACCUAUAGGAGAACACUUCAGUCUCCCUGGACACACAAUCACAGAUUUAAAAAUAGCCAUCCUGCAACAAAAAAACUUCAGACCCACACUUCAAAGAGAAACUGCUGAGCUUCAGUUUAUUUUCAAAUUUGACACCAUCAGCUCAGGAUUAAACAAAGACUGUGAAUGGCUAGCCAAUUACAAAGGCAGUUUCUCCUCCCUUGGUGUUCACACCUCCACUGCUGUAAGAGAGCCUCAUCCUCCCUGAUUGAAAUAACUUUGUUAUCUCUAGCCUGAUUCGUGCUUGCAUAUUUAUACCUGCCUCUGGAAAUUUCCACUACAUGCAUCUGAUGAAGUGGGGAUUCACCCACAAAAGCUUAUGUGCCAAUAUAUCUGUUAGUCUGCAAGGUGCCACAGGACUCUUUGUCACGUUGUACAGAGCUGGACUAAGACAGCUACCCCUCUGAUACCUGGAAGGAGAUGGGGUGACUCAGAGAUUCCCUCCUUCCCCAUCACGGCAGAACUGUUACCUUUUGUCUGAGCCAGGCAGAGUUUAUCGUCAUCACAUUCUACCCCUCCACUUCUCAAAGUGUCAUGUGAUGAAGUGUUCUCAGUUGUCCGUGCUUGGAGAUGAUGCUUUGACUUAUUUAAUCCUAUGCCAGAGUCGCUAUGACUGGAGAUGAAAGUAUCAAAGGGCUGGAAGGGGAAUUCAAAUGGAUCCUAAAUACAGUGUGAUCAUUUGGAGUUUAAAUCGCAGGUUCCAUCUAUUGGUAAAGCCAAUUCUGCAAGGUGGCUGCUUUUUCCCCAUUAUGGGAAUGCUAGGAUACUAAACAUGUUGUAAAUAACAUAACUGACUAUUGAGACAGUGCUCAUUGAAAUAUGUUUGAAUGGAUUAGAGGAGAAUGUGAUGGGAGAAUCUCUUGUCCUGAUUCUAAAUAAUUAGAUGUAGCCUGCUCUGGAAUUUCAAUUUACACUUCAUUGUCAUGUAUUCUAUCUCUCUGUGAUCUGGGUUUCUAUCUUUCUUGAUGGCUCUGUGGUCACACAGUUAGAUAUUAGUUCAGCUCAGAUUUAUUGGAGAAUUGAAGACAAAUGAGCAUUUGCUAAAGUCAUCAUUUCUCACUUCAGCUUUGCUUUUCCCCAUCCUUCCAUGAUGACAUGGAGAAAUUUCAAGUGCAGUUCUGUCAACAGGAGAGAACUCUCCAAUUUACUGCACAUACUAACAAAGACACAGCAGUGAUUUAAAAUCUCCACUUGGAAAUGGGGAACAACAGCAGACCCCCCAGUAACUGAGGGAAGUGCAUAUGAGCACAGCAUAGUUCAAUUGUUUAAAUCAAUAUUGUCUCAGAUGGCUAUGUUGGCAGGAGAAGCUCUCCUGCUGACAUAGCGCUAUCUACACAGGGAUUAGAGCUGUGUAACUACGUUGCUCAGCUGUCUCGAUUUUUCACAUCCCUGAGCAAUAAUUAUACCAAUAAAUGUCUGUAGUGAAGACUAGA